AUGGCACAAGCACGACUGAUCCAGCUAUCCCAGCACCUGCAGCCGCCGCACCCCGCGGGAGGCCCCUACACCGUCAACGACUCCCCCCUCGGCACUCCCCGUCCCGUCCGCAUCGUCGUCAUCGGCGCCGGCGCGAGCGGCAUCAACGUGCUGCGGACGCUGCGCCUGCAGCUCCCCGCCGGCUCGUGGACGGCUGUGGCGUACGAGAAGAACCCGCGCGUCGGCGGCACGUGGUUCGAGAAUCGGUAUCCGGGCUGUCGAUGCGAUAUCCCCGCCCAUAACUACCAGUUCUCGUGGAAGCCGAACCCCAGCUGGAGCGCCUUCUUCGCGCCUGCCGAGGAGAUUGAGGAGUAUCUCGAAGAGGCGUGGAAGGAGGAGGCGGCGAGGAAUGAAGCCGCGGCUAUGCGGACGGAGUGCCAGGUCACGCGCGCGGAGUGGAGGGAGCGGGAGGCGAAGUGGGUUGUUACGGUGCGGGACAUGAAGACGGGUGAGGUCUUUGAUGAUUGCGCUGAUUUUCUGCUCAAUGCGUCUGGGAUCCUGAACAAUUGGAAGUGGCCAGACAUUCCAGGCCUUCAGGAUUUUCAGGGAGAAGUUGUGCACAGUGCAAACUGGCCGGCAGACUUCUCCUGUUCUGGAAAGACGGUGGCUGUCAUCGGAAACGGGUCGUCGGGGGUGCAGAUUGUGGGUGCUAUUCUUCCGCAGGUCAAAAGCCUUGUCCAUGUCGCGCGGUCGCCCGUCUGGAUAGCUCCUCCCCGCUUACAAGUGUUGGCAACAACCAAGGCUGCCGGGAUCCUGAACCAAAUCGAGCUGGAUGAGCACGCGAACUUCACUCCCCGACAGAUCCAGAAAUUCAAGUCCGACCCCGCCUUCUACCAAAAAUUCGUCAACGCCAUCGAGCAAGAAAUAAACACCAACUUCCCAAUCUACCUCAAAGACACCCCCAUCCAAGCCCUCGCCUUCGACAAACUCAAAUCCUACAUAACCACCUCCCUCAACCACGACGCCCGCCUGUGCGCCGCCCUCAUCCCCUCCUUCCCCGUCGGCUGCCGCCGCAUGGUGCCCGACUCCGGCUACCUCGCCGCCCUGACGCACGCAAAGACGCGCGUCGUGACGGACGACCCCAUCGCCCGCGUCGUGCCCGCCGGCAUCCAGCUCGCAUCGGGCGAGACGGUCCCGCUCGACGCCAUCGUCUGCGCUACGGGGUUCGACGUCUCGUUCCGCCCGCGCUUCCCGCUCGUCGGCCGCGGCGGCGUCAAUCUGCAGGAUGUCUGGGGCGGAGGAGGAGGAGAAGGCAGCAGGAGGCCCCGCGCGUACAUGUCGUGCGGCGUGGAGGGGAUGCCGAAUUAUUUCACCUUCCUCGGCCCCAACGCCCCCAUCGGCCACGGCAGCGUCUUCACGCUGACCGAACACAUCGCGGCGUACAUCACGCGCAUCAUCCAGAAGUGCCAAACCGAAGGCAUCGCGGCGAUCGAGCCGUCUGCCCGCGCCGUAGCCGAGCUGGGCGCGCACAUCGACGCCUUCAUGCCGCGGACGGCGUGGGCGGGGUCGUGUCGGUCGUGGUAUAAAGGAGGGACGGCGGAUGGGCCGGUCACCGCGCUGCAUCCCGGUAGUAGGCUGCACUUUUUCCGGAUGCUAAGGGGGUUUAGGGGGGAGGAUUGGGUGUAUACGUAUGAGGGGUGGAUGAAGGGGAAUCGGUUUGGGUAUUUGGGGAAUGGGUUUGCGGUGGAGGAGGUGGAGGAGGUGGAGGGGUGA
Molecule: messenger RNA, 1752 nt
Organism: Lasiodiplodia theobromae
Lineage: Eukaryota; Fungi; Ascomycota; Dothideomycetes; Botryosphaeriales; Botryosphaeriaceae
Product: Phenylacetone monooxygenase protein
Exons: 6
Coding region: 1-1752 (583 amino acids)
Source: RefSeq, a predicted model, not a curated record